Molecule: messenger RNA, 1383 nt
Organism: Solanum pennellii
Lineage: Eukaryota; Viridiplantae; Streptophyta; Magnoliopsida; Solanales; Solanaceae
Product: transcription factor MYB21
Exons: 3
Coding region: 80-1075 (331 amino acids)
Source: RefSeq, a predicted model, not a curated record
CUAAAUUAAUCACUUUGCCUAAUUUGUUUUUUUUUUACUAAUUAAUUAUUAUAAUCAUACAAAGAAAGGAUAUUCAUACAUGGGGCAUCAUUCAUGUUGUAAUCAACAAAAGGUAAAGAGAGGACUUUGGUCACCAGAAGAAGAUGAAAAGCUCAUCAGAUAUAUUACUUCUCAUGGCUAUGGCUGUUGGAGUGAAGUCCCUGAAAAAGCUGGGCUUCAAAGAUGUGGAAAAAGUUGUCGUUUGAGAUGGAUCAAUUAUUUGAGGCCUGAUAUUAGAAGAGGAAGAUUUACCCCAGAAGAAGAAAAGUUGAUUAUAAGUCUACAUGGAGCUGUAGGCAACAGGUGGGCACAUAUAGCAAGUCAUUUACCUGGAAGAACAGAUAACGAAAUAAAAAAUUACUGGAACUCUUGGAUAAAAAAGAAGCUAAAAAAAACUUCAAAAUCAUCAACAAACACAACUUCAAUUACUGAUCAUCAUCACCACCAGCAUCAAAAUCAAAGAUCUCAAUUGACAAAUUAUAACACAAUUACAAGCCAACAAGAUAUAUUCUUCACACAAGACAUUGGAACAAAAUCUCAAGUACUCCUCCAAGAUUCUACCCUAUUCAAUUCACCAAACCAAUUGUUCUUUUUUGAUGGUGGUUCACUUGACUCAAUGACAAAUGUUCUUAUUAACGAUGCCACAAAUCGAAAUGCUACUAAUAACACCUCGUUAUUUCAAGAAACAUCGAUAUUGAAUUCAGAGUUCUGCUGGCAAGUAGAUCAACAACAAGUACAGACAUCUUCGUACGCGAUAGGGAUGAAUUCAAAUUAUUUGCCACCUUUGAUAGAGAGUAUGGUACCACCAAUGGAAAUACCUAGUAGUAAUAAUAACAAUAAUAUAAUAUUGGAAGGACAAGAAAAUAAUAAUGAAUUGAAUGAAUGGAAUAGUCAAGUUGACACACAACAAUGUUGUCCAAGUUAUCUAUUUUGGGAUCAAGAAAAUGGAUCAAUUGGUGGUGAUCAUGAGAUUAUAGAUCCAACUACAUCAAACAAUAUGGGACAAAUUUUAUCUUCUUUUCCUUCUACUUUAUGAGAUGAUUGAAGAUUGAUUUUUUUUUUUUUUGAAUUAUUUCGGGAGUUUUUUUUAAUUUUAUUAAUUGAGUUGUGAAAUAGAUUAGAGAGUGAAAUGAAAGCAUGUUAAUUAAUUAAAAGUGUUUCUUUGGACAUAUUUUUAAAAUUAAGUGAGAGGGAAAUAACAUUGAGUUUUUAUCUAUGAGAAAUGUUUCACAUAUUCUUUAAUUCACCAAUUAGUAUUAGAGUUUAAGUUAUAUAUAUUUACAGACGUUAGUGUAAGAAAAAUUUACAUGUAUCUAUUGUAAUAGAUAAUUUGAUUUAUUUUCA